Bicyclus anynana (squinting bush brown) is the source of this 1654-nucleotide messenger RNA. RefSeq lists its product as uncharacterized. The coding region runs from base 196 to 735 and encodes 179 amino acids. Gene Ontology annotation, cellular component: centriole; centrosome. NCBI's taxonomy places the organism in Eukaryota, Metazoa, Arthropoda, Insecta, Lepidoptera, Nymphalidae. The transcript is spliced from 3 exons. Gene Ontology annotation, molecular function: calcium ion binding. Gene Ontology annotation, biological process: centriole replication; mitotic cell cycle. The record is from RefSeq and is a predicted model, not a curated record.
AAGCUCAAAAGGCUAGAAUUCUGAGCCGAAAUGCCAGUUUGUGAAAAAAAUGCGCGAGAUUUUAAAUGAAUAAUUCAUUUGUAUUUGUUAAAUUUAUUCAAUAUUAUAAAUAUUAUAAGUGUUAAAAUAAAAUACAUAAUAGUAACAAGAAGUGUUGGUUUCUAAAUCAAUAAAUUUGUAGUGUGUAUUUCCGUGAUGACAACUAAUGUAAGUAAUUCCCAAAAAAAGGGCACGACUGCCACUAAUGUGCCUCCGACGGGAGUAAGAAAGAAAUCGGGUCCCAAGUUUGAGUUAUCAGAGGAGCAGAGACGAGAUAUAAAAGAAGCGUUUGAUUUGUUUGAUACCGAAAAUACGGGAAAAAUUGAUUCUAAGGAAUUAAAGGUAGCCAUCAGAGCGCUUGGGUUCGAGCCUAAGAAAGAGGAAAUAAAAAAAAUGAUAGCAGAAAUCGAUAAAGGGGACGGUAAAGUUUCGUUUGAAGACUUCCUAGACCUUAUGACUGUAAAGAUGGCAGAAAAAGAUACGAAAGAAGAAAUAAUGAAGGCUUUUAAGUUAUUUGAUGAUGAUGAGACAGGUAAAAUCUCAUUCAAGAAUCUUAAGCGAGUAGCACGUGAAUUAGGUGAAAACUUAACAGACGAAGAAUUGCACGAAAUGAUUGAUGAAGCUGACCGGGACGGUGAUGGUGAAAUCAACCAAGAGGAGUUUUUGCGCAUAAUGAAAAAAACAAGCCUUUAUUAGUUUUAUUAUUUUUAUUUGUUCUUGUAGCACAAAAUAUAGAAUUUCAAGAACCUAUCGUAACGUAGCCUUUGAUUAUGAAUCAAAUGCUAAGUAUUGAUAAAAAUAUCUAUUUAUAUUACUUUUGGGAUAAAGUAGUGUUCAAUAGGGCCUAAUACAUUUCAAAAUAUAGUUUACAAUAACAUUAUUAGAGUCAAAUUAUAGUGAUGAUACUUUGUUUGCAGAAUUAGGUCAUGCCCACAGCUUUAGUUCCGUGUUGAUAAUUUACUUCAACCACUCUGGUAUAGUACUUUAUGAAAGUACCUUACAUUAUUUAUGUUACCUAAGCAUAGCAUGCGACCAACGACAUAUAACAUGACAAAAUGUCGACUAAUGGUGGAGAACUAGUUUCCAUCCCCUCUUUAUGAAAGACAGCGAUAAUUCUGAUUUCACUACUAUUGGUUUACUUUUGUCUAUUUCUCGCCACGACAUACGUCAUUCAGAUGCAUGUUAGGCUUAUUGAACUUACCCUAAUUAAUAGUAUGGAAAAUUUCAGGGCAAAACAAAUAGAACCUUGCUUUCAUAUUUGUAUCAUAAGUUAAGAACUAAACCAAAUGUUUUUCAAUAAGUAUAAAUUACGAAGAAAAUGCACCAUAGUGAUAAAGAUAUAAUAAUUGUGAAACAAUAAAACAAUACCAGUUAUAGUAUAAAAGUAUAUUUUGAUGAUACUUACAUUCCACAUAGUUAUUUAACUCUUUAGCACAAAUUUAAAUAUUAUGGAGACAGGAACACAUAUUAGUAGAUCUUAACAUUGCAAUGGAUUCUUUUUUAGAUUUACAGCAUAUUAGGUUAUUGUUAGUAAUGAUAUUCACCUCGUGUAAUAUGAGCAAAUGUAGUAUGGGACUCCAGUUUUAAGAAUACAAACAAAAAUUAUCUGUUAUAU